This is a messenger RNA of Helianthus annuus (common sunflower), 3411 nucleotides long. Its product is annotated as aldehyde oxidase GLOX. The transcript is spliced from 2 exons. The record is from RefSeq and is a predicted model, not a curated record. Bases 1672 to 3273 code for a protein of 533 amino acids. Lineage: Eukaryota; Viridiplantae; Streptophyta; Magnoliopsida; Asterales; Asteraceae.
GUCCCCAAAGUGGUUUCUUUUAUUAUAUAGUAUAGAUUGAUGGUAUUUUUUGUAUUAUUAAUCUUAUUAAUUAAUAGACUUAUAAUGAUGUUCUAAAUGCUCAUAAAAUCAAAGUUUAUGUCUCGGCUCACUUUCAACCACCCAUUAUUAUGGGUUAACUGGUCCCUCCCUAUACAGCCCGUGUUGGAACUUGGAAAAGUGUUAUAAUCAUGAAAAGUGUGUAUUAACAAGAGCAAGUGUUCAGAAAUAACAAUCUCACUAAAUAAGUAACGAAAAGUGUUAUUAUCUUAAGGUUAUGUAGGCAGAUGGACAAACUAAACCAUCCAAUAGGUAGCUGAACCAUUUUGGAUGCCGCUUGUUACUGGAAUGGUGGUGGCUUGUAUGGCACCCCACGUUAACGAUCCGCCAUGGUGUUUGGCACCCCAACCAGUAGGGAUGGCAAAAAAGCCCGAGCUCGACGGGUAUACCCGAAACAUAUGGGUCGGGUCUACUCAAAGCCCGCCGGGUAUAGGGAUAAAAAUAUAAAAAAGUCAGGUACGAGUAUGGGAUUUAGUGAUACCCGGCCUGUUUACCCGAAUUUAUACCCGAAAAGUAUAUUAAUUUAAAUUUGAUUUUCUAUUUAUAUAAAAUUUAGUAAAUACACUUACUCAUUAUUCACAGAUUUUGCUCUUUUGUUUGUCUUCAAGACUUUAACACACACGUACAAGAUUUUAUGUUUAGUUAUGUUGUUUCUAUGCAGAUUAAAGAUGUGUGUUAGAGCAUUCACAUCCCUUCCUUAAAAUUAUGUGAGAGAGGUUUUUAUUUUAUGAAAAGUGGUUGUAGGUGUUGUGGGUAGAGCAAGGAGAAAAUGUUACUGUUCAUCUAUAAAUUUGAGAAGGUCGAUUGGCCCUUAAGGAGGGUCGAUUCUUAUAGACUAAUACCAUUGCAAGGUAUGAGACUUGUCCCACAUCAAUUGUAUGGGCAACUGAUGUGAGGUUUAUAUACCAAAUGAGCUCUCUCGCCUACUAAACUAGUCUUUUGGGUUGAGUUAUUUGUAAAAGGAAGCUUAAAUAAAAGAGACCUAACAAACGAUGAAGGGAAAGGGAGGAAUUUUGUGAAAAUUUUAUAACACGAGAGAAUUUCAAGAAUUUUGUGGAGACUUUGCAUGAUCGAGUCUAUCUACCAUAGAGAGUUUUAACGAGAACAAAGAUGGUGGGGUGCAAUCAGAAUUUUGCCUAUAAAAUACACUAUUUUUUUUUCCAGUGAGUUCGCCCGCCAACCACUCAUACACAUAGUCCGGCCCUGUGUUUGAGGGUGGUCAGAGAAACAAGGGAGAGGUGUAUGUUAGUCCAACUCUUUUAUUAUUACUAAAAGAGUGAUUGAUGUUAUCAUUUUAAAAUAAUUAUUAGAUUCUUUUUACAAAAUGUAUUGAUACUUUGAUAAAAUCCAAUUUUUUUUUAAAAAAACUAAAACUACCAUACAAAAUAUAAAAUAAGACAAAAAAAAAAGUGUCACUUGUAACAAAACCACUACUUUUGUAAUUAUUAUGCACCCUAUUGUAUCAUUUAGUAUGCAAGUUAGACUUGAUAAUUAUCAUCACCAUCAUCAAGUGACUAGCAAACACUUUCCCUUUACGUUUCAAUAUCACACAUAUUCCUCAAAUCCACUUCAAUCUCAUUCUCUGACACAAACAUGAUAUCAUCAAACCUUCUUCUUCACUUACUUUUCCACCUGUUAUUCCUCAACUCACGCGCCACCCUUCCCGGCACGUGGGAACUUCUAGUCCCCAAUGCGGGCAUAGCCUCCAUGCACACCGCCGUCACCCGCUUCAACACCGUCGUCCUGUUAGACCGGACCCACAUCGGCCCGACCAAGAAACUGCUCCGGCCGGGCCACUGCCUGUCGGACCCUAACGAUCCGCUUCGUAAACAUGAUUGUUAUGCUCACUCCGCGGUUCUGGACCUAGCUACCGGAGAAUUGAGAUCGCUGAUGAUCCUCACCGACACUUGGUGCUCCUCUGGCCAGUUUUUACCGGACGGGACGCUUUUGCAAACCGGUGGUGACGGUGAUGGGGUUAAGAAGAUACGUAAGUUUACACCGUGCGAAGCAGCGGCGGUUUGUGACUGGGAAGAAUUGGAUGAGGUUCAAUUAGCACAUGGUAGAUGGUAUUCAACGAACCAGAUACUACCGGACGGAUCGGUGAUCAUCGUAGGUGGUCGGGCCGCAACUAGUGUUGAGUUCUUUCCGUCAAGACACGGCCGCGGCGCGGUGGAUUUCCCAUUUCUGGCCGAAGCCAAGGAUACCCAGAUGGACAAUCUUUACCCCUAUGUUCAUCUCCUUCCCAACGGUCACUUGUUCGUGUUCGCCAACAAUCGAGCGGUGUUAUAUGACUAUACAAACAACCUCGUUUUGAAACAGUACCCGAAACUGGAUGGCGGUCCGCGUAACUACCCGUCGGCCGGGUCGUCUGCGAUGCUCGCGCUAACGGGUGAUUACUCUGCGGCCACCAUUGUCAUUUGUGGUGGCGCGCAAUAUGGAGUGUUUAUUGAGCGUACCACAGACACACCGGCGCACGGUAGCUGCGGUCGAAUCGAGGCAACAAAACCCGACCCGAAUUGGGAAAUGGAGGACAUGCCUUUUGGUCGAAUUAUGGGCGAUAUGGUGAUGCUUCCAACUGGUGAAGUUUUGAUCAUAAACGGGGCGCAGGCGGGUAGUCAGGGGUUUGAAAUGGCGUCUCAACCGUGUUUAUAUCCGCUUUUGUAUCGACCGGAUGAGCCGGUGGGGCUUCGGUUCAUGACACUAAACCCCGGUUCGGUUCCAAGAAUGUAUCAUUCGACCGCAAAUUUGCUUCCGGACGGGCGAGUUUUAAUUGCGGGGAGCAACCCACACAUUUUCUACAAAUUUAACGCUGAAUUCCCGACGGAACUGCGAAUUGAAGCGUUUUCUCCCGAAUAUUUGUUGCCCGAGAAAGCGAAUAUCAGACCGGUAAUCGUUGACUUACCAGAGACAAUAAGUUACGCUAGCGGUUUCGAUGUAGUUGUGACCACCGAGCUUCCGGUGGUGGGGAUGGUCGAGGUUAAUCUCGCGAGUGCGCCUUUUGCGACACAUUCUUUCUCACAGGGGCAGCGGCUAGUGAAGUUAGCCGUGUCAAGUGCUGUUCCCGAUGGAAUGGGGUCGUAUCGGAUUGCGUGCACGGCGCCACUGGACGGCAGGGUUGCGCCGCCGGGGUACUAUAUGGUGUUUGCCGUAAAUACGGGCGUACCAAGUGUUGCAAAAUGGGUGAAGCUGCUUUAACGACGUCGUUGAUUUACAAAUGUAAAUAAAUAGGCUUGAGCUACUUCAAAAGUCAUAUGGCUCAAAUGAAAUUCAUGUAAUAAGUUACAUCAUUGUCCAAAAUAUAUUUUGAUCAGUUAAGUAUUUAAUUUGAGUAAA